CUUCAACAAGUAUGAACUAUUUUGCUACUAUUGUUCUUUUGUCAUUCUUUUAUAUGGCUAUUGCUGUUCCUAUUCCUGAUGAUGGACCUGAAUCUGACGUUCAUACUUCAAAUGAUAUUCCAAUACCCUUUUUCCCAUACAAGCGCGGUACUAUAGACACUCCUAAUGAAGAUUCAUCUCAAUCGAAUAUGAACACUAAUACCCAAGAUAAUGCCAAUACAGCUAGUUAUAACCCGGGUGAUGCCUUUCAUAAUAAUAAAUGGAUGUAACGAACAUAUUUUUUUUU
Messenger RNA from Halteromyces radiatus, 286 nucleotides. RefSeq lists its product as uncharacterized. Bases 12 to 269 code for a protein of 85 amino acids. NCBI's taxonomy places the organism in Eukaryota, Fungi, Mucoromycota, Mucoromycetes, Mucorales, Cunninghamellaceae. The record is from RefSeq and is a predicted model, not a curated record. The transcript has a single exon.